This is a messenger RNA of Caenorhabditis sp. 36 PRJEB53466, 3999 nucleotides long. The record is from the annotation of a GenBank genome assembly. NCBI's taxonomy places the organism in Eukaryota, Metazoa, Nematoda, Chromadorea, Rhabditida, Rhabditidae.
AUGUGGUGGCCAAAACCGUUGGCGGCGUGCGGCCUUCUACUUCUAUUAUGGAUGCCGUCGGUUUGUGGUGAGUCAACGAGGAAAAGUGAUUCGGAAAUGAAUGAGGGAGGCAUUCAGAUGCGGACGACGACAAUCCCGUGACGAGUCGAUUCCACUGCCUCAAGAACGGAUGCUGCGAUCACCACGAGUGGUGCAGGUUCUGGGCGUCUGUUGGGGAAUGCAAAGUGAGCACGAUCCAUGGGAAAGUCAUUGGUAUUCAAAAAACCUUCAGACAAAUGCUGACUGGAUGGUUGAUAAUUGUCAACUGGCCUGCAACACUUGCAACCGGAAGAGCCUGAUCAGACCAGCUCCAAAAGCCCGGCCAAGGAGACCUCCGCCACGCAAACUUGCCGCUACGGUUGAUUCCUCUCAAUCACUCCAAUAACUUUUAACCUUUCCAGACCAGAGCCCCUGUCACAGUGGAGACGGUCCCCACCACAACGGCUUCUCCACCGACUCCCCCACAAACCCGUCCGCCCCCAGUCACUCGUCGGCCGAACUUCACCACGGCCGUCACCAUCCCGAGGUAAGUUCCCUCACCCACACGAACCCGCUUUGUCUCCUUCAUCAUGCUUUCCCACCACCGAACAGUUGUAUUGUCAUUGUGUCGUUCGUCUUCUGACCCAAGUGUGCGAGAAGUACACCAAAAACUAGUUGGGCUGGGUGACAUGAGGCUGAGAAGAGAAUGGGUUCAUUUUUGUGAUGUUUCCAGAAGAAGAUAAAAGAGUCCGGGGUGAUUCGGCACAUGUCAUGUCCGGCUCCAGUUAACGCUUCUUGUAGACUGAGCACCACGCACGCUCCUCUCCUCCAUCAGCCCGCACGGCCUCCGAUCCGAGUCGCCAGUUCGUUCGCUUCCAAAGGGAAGAAAGUGACCCGCAAGUUCUUCUUCUUCUUCAACAGUACAAGGGCUGUUCCCACCACAACCUCUACUUCUACUACCCCUAUCCCCACCACGACCACUACUUUGCCCCCUACGAAGACGAGCACGACCACCACGACGACGACGACGACGACUCCACCGCCGACUACCACAACAACCACGACAACAUCAACAACAACAACAACUCCAACACCAACAACGACUACUACAACCCCAGAACCAACAACGACGACGUCCACGACAACGACUACAACCACUGCCGCCACCACCACAACCACAGCCACUGUCCCGCCGCAGUUUAUUCCGUCUUUCUCAGACGACGCUUCUGAUGCUUCUCUGCCUUUUGUUGCUUUUGAAGGCACUACUGUAAACUUUGAGACUACGUAAGUCCCCCGUCGUCCUCGGUUUCUCUCUUUUCGGUGUGCCUGCUUCUGUUCUCUCUCACCAACCGAGUUCCAACCUACCCCCAACACAGUUCCAGAAGACUCCCCCUCCAGACGGUCACUCGUCGUCCUGCCCUGGCCAACAGACGUCCUCCUCCUCCCCGCCAACGCGCGAACUUGCUCCGUUCGACCAUCCGUCCAACUCCUCGCGUCUUCACCAUUGUAACCCCAAUACCAACCUUCUCCUCUGUUCCUGACCUGGCUCCAGUCACCCGAUUCUUCGUGCAGAGACCUCCCGCAACCAGACGACCAGCAGCGCUCUUCACAACAAGAAGGACGUUCCCUCCGCCACCAGCAACGACUCCAUCGACGACGACAACCGCGACUACUCCACCGCCUGCGACGACCCAGUUCACCAGGGAGUUCACGUAUGGUUUUCAUCUCAUUUGUUCUUUUUCUUUUCUUUUUGGGAAUAGUUUUGAACGGUGUCAUGGUACAACUUACCAACUUAUCAACAUCAUUACCUCUGGGUUUACUAACUGUUCAUGUAUUCUGAACCCUUUCCAGGCCAUCUCCGACUACCAGAGCAUUUAUAAACACUGCUCAAAAUGGAAGGUGCCGUGAUAUUAUCAACGAUCCGGUCGUUGCCGCCGAAGAUAUGUGGAGGGAGAGACUCGCCGUCGCCACUGAAGGUAACCGGUUGUUUCUAUCUGCAAAGUUGUAAUGUGGUGUUUAUUCAGAUAACUCCCGUCGUCAGACUGUUGAUCUAGAUCAGGUUAUCCGUUCGAACACUGCAAACGCCUGCACUCCUCGUUUGGACGAAGCCGACUGCGAAGCGAACAUUUGCUACAAUGCGCUCUACCGUACCCUCGACGGAACAUGCAAUAACAUGAAGGGAGAACCAUUGAGGGGGGCCUCGUACCGUCCGUAUACCAGACUGCUUCCUACCAUUUACGACAACGACGUCUCCGAACCAGUCGGUCGGUUCUUUCUGAUCCGUUUUGUCCCUUCAGCGCAUUCAUUUUUCCAGGGUCCCUCUUCACCGAUGCCCGUCCGUCCCCUCGUGAAAUCACUCGCAAGCUGACUUCCUCGCAAGCGUCCGUUGAAUCGCCAGACUACAACGCCCUCAUCAUGCAGUUCGGGCAGUUCAUCUCCCACGAUAUGGCCAAGACUACUCUCGUUCCUUCUGCCAAAUGCAAUGUCUGCCAGAACAUCACCAGUCGGUGCAUGGCCGUCCCGAUCACUUUUGACGAUGCCAACUCGAAGUUAGUCUGUCAAGAAACAUACGUCAAAAUGUGGACUUUUUCAGCUUCCGCCAAGCCCAGUGCAUCCGUGUCUCGCGAUCUUCGCCUAUAUGCGGAUCCGGAAACUUGAAGCCACGUCAGCAGUUGAACGAGAACACUGGGUACAUUGAUGCCUCCCCGAUUUAUGGAUCUUCUGUUCAUGAUUCAAAGAAGUUCCGUGACGGAGGCUCUGGAUUCCUGAAACUGCCAAUGUUCAACGGAAACUCCUGUCAGUCCUUGUCCCCUGCACUUCGCACCAAUCAUCUUUAUUUCAGUCCUUCCGUUCGAUCAGUCCAAAUGCAGAAACCGUGCUCAGUGCUCCGUGAUCUUCACUGCCGGAGACAGUCGUGUCAACCUAUUCGUCGGUCUCUCAGCCUGGCACACAAUCUUCACAAAAGAGCACAACCGUUUGGUCACUGCUUUCCAGAGACUCAAUCCCCACUGGGACGGAGAACGUCUUUAUCAGGAAGCCAGAAAGGUCAUCGGAGCCCAAGUGCAAGCCAUCGUCUAUCGGGAAUGGCUGCCGAAAGUGCUCGGGGCGUCGUUUGCCACCGUCGUCGGUGACUACAGAGGAUACGAUUCCGACGUCGACUCGACCGUUGCGAACGAGUUCACUUCUGCUGCGUUCCGGUUCGGACACGGAAUGAUUCAAGAGUUCUAUCAGAGACUGGACACGUCUUUCCGCAACAUUACUUUCGGAGCUCUGCCCUUCCAGAAGGGAACUCUUCACUCGGAUGUUCUUGUGAACGAAGGGGAGUCGACCCAUUGAUCAGAGGAAUGUUCUCGCAGAAUGUGAAGAGACCGCAGAGAGUGACGACUACAGUCACGGAGAACAUGUUCGGAUCGACUGAUCUCUCGACGAUAAACAUUCAGAGAGGAAGGGACCACGGACAUCCGGCAUACGUCAAGUACAGAGAACUGUGCGGAAUGGGAAGUGCUUCCAACUUCGAGCAUCUUUCCCGCGAGAUUCUGAACACCGGAACGAGGAACAAGCUGCAGGAGAUCUACGGAUCUGUGGACAAGAUUGAUUUGUGGGUGGGUGCUCUCCUCGAGGAUCCGAUCAUUCGGGGGCUCGUCGGACCGACUGUCGCCUGCAUUAUCGGCCCACAAUUCAAGAGAACCAGAGACGGAGACAGGUAAUGGAUUUGUAAUGUGAAAAAAACUGAAUGCGUUUUAGAUUCUACUACGAGAACCCGGGAGUAUUCACUCGUCGUCAGCUGGUUGAGAUCCGCAAGAGCUCUCUGAGCAGAAUCAUUUGUGACAACACGAAUACGAUCACGGUGAGUCCGCGACCAGAUCUUCCGUACUCAUCCUCUCAAUUCAGACGAUUCCCCGCGAAGCGUUCCGAGUGGGUCACAUGGUCCCGUGCAGUCAGAUCCCUUCGAUGGACCUCAAUCAAUGGCGCGACUUCUAA